Fusarium graminearum PH-1 is the source of this 1119-nucleotide messenger RNA. RefSeq lists its product as uncharacterized. The transcript has a single exon. Bases 1 to 1119 code for a protein of 372 amino acids. Gene Ontology annotation, cellular component: fungal-type vacuole. The record is from RefSeq and is a predicted model, not a curated record. NCBI's taxonomy places the organism in Eukaryota, Fungi, Ascomycota, Sordariomycetes, Hypocreales, Nectriaceae.
AUGGCCCAAGACAACAAGGACGAUAAUAAAGAUGAUGCUAAAAACAACGACCCAUCUGCUGUGCCCGCGCCUGCUGCUGAACCAACCGAUGCGAAAAACAGCGAUGCCGCGAAGCCCACUGAUGCCGCCGAGUCUGCCAAAGAGGCAAGUGACGAAAAGAAGCCUGAGCCUGCCAGCGAAACCAAGGACAGCGCAAAGCCUGCAUCAACUCUAGAGACGAAGAAGGAAGCCUCGAAAACAGAGGAGGAAGAUUCGGCUUCCACUGUGACAGGAGAGGGUCCGUCAAAAACUGAGGAUAUCCAAUCCAAAAUUACAGCCAUUGCCGAGACUGGUACCGACGAAGCCAUGCCUACAUUGACGAGGUAUAAGCCGAUUCCUACUUAUCCAGCUCCUUCCGUUCCACCCACAAACAACGCACCUUUUAUGCGGCACUCGAGCGCCCCUGACGGGACCGUCUUCAUCGCCGUAGGAGCUAUCCUAGGCGCGCUUGGCCUUGGCAUUCUUCUUUGGCGUCUUAUUGUUGGUAUUCUUCUGCAUCGAUCAGUGGACCGAGCUGCUAAAGCUCAGCACGAUGAAACCGCAAAGACAGCUUUCCCUGCACCUCCUGCGCCCUUUUACAAGUACACCGAUACCGGCUCUACUAUGUCGCUCUCGGCUGGACGUGGUGUACGACGAACUACUAGAGGACCUGUUCUCUCAUCAGCCCCCAGUGCCUCGAACCUGUUCUUCUCCCCCACAGCUGCGGCGUCAAGCAAUGGACCGGGCAACCGUGGCUCUGCUUUCCUACCUUCUGGUUUUUAUGCUGCCGGAACAAGCUCUCCUGGUGGCCAGCAUGAUCACAGCAUUAGCAUGACCAACCUUCGUCCUGAUUCUCGAGGCUACUUCGGUACUCCUACGCGACCCAGUCCCCCCGACUCACCAUCAUUCCAAGCUCGAAGAGACAUCAGCAACUCGACUCUCAACCUAAACCGGCCACCCAGUCAGCGCGCCCCCAGCGCUUUCCUUGAAGAUCUUCUCGCCGAUGAUCCUUCAAGUCUACCGCCUCCUCAUAUGCCUGGUGCAGCUGCCAGACGUUUAUCACAUGGCAGUGGCUCUCCGGGUGCACACAAUCGGAUUUAG